Molecule: messenger RNA, 499 nt
Organism: Saccostrea echinata
Lineage: Eukaryota; Metazoa; Mollusca; Bivalvia; Ostreida; Ostreidae
Exons: 4
Coding region: 1-342 (113 amino acids)
Source: RefSeq, a predicted model, not a curated record
AUGUACAAAGAAAAAUCCUUAUGUUCACCUGGAAGGUCACGUGCAGUGAACCAGCUUUAUAUCUACAGAUACGGUACUUCAGAAUGCGAGGAACACCUGUUGUGUCUAUUGAGAACAAAAAGACCCUCAAGAGAUGUGGACACUAUCAAAAAUAAAGUUAAAGACUUAAUUGAAGAAAAAUUGAGAGAGUUUCAGAGUACCAAUGCUAUGAAGAAUUGGACUAGCAUAUCAGAGAGUGCCACUAAUCGUCAUCCAACAAGGAAUAACCGGGCUUGUCUUUGUGAAAUGAUUGAGGACUUUGUGAACAAGAAGCUUGAUAAUCAAACAGUUAUUGUGGCCUGAUAAAAUGGAAUCUUUUAGAAUAUUUUGUUCAAGUUUAGAGCUAAGCUAAUUAAGGCUUUUAGCUAUAAAUGUUUAUCGCAUUCAUGACAUCUUUAAUGAUUCUCAGUUCAUAAAUAUGCUUUUAGAGUUUAAAAAUAUGUGAUUUCUAAAUUUUUGA